GUCCAAACAAUUGUAACAAGAAUUCUAAAGGAGUGAACAUAAUACAGACAGAGAAUGGUGCAAGAUUCCUAGCAGUAUGCGAUGGUGAAUGGCUGGUUGUUGCCCACAGAUUUGACGGCAGUGUGGAUUUUCCAUCUUUCUACCACACUUACGAAGUCGUAGAUGAAGCAAAUAUCAAAUAUGGCGAAAGCUUUGGUCAUCCGCCUUCUGAGUAUUUCAUAGGUCUCAACAAUCUUCAGGCAGCUGCCAAUCAGGGCAUGUACGAGAUACGCUUUGAACUGACAACGUUUGACGGGGAGGGAAACGCUGGAGAUUGUACAUUUCAAACGGAUUUUGACUACGCGGCUCGCUGGUGGAGCCCAUAUGAGCCACCUGAUGAACGUUUUCACUGCAGCAACGUUAACUUAUUUUGGUCUUACGACCGUAUGCAUUGGUAUGGUACAUUGAGAUCAGAUCACUACAACAUCGACCCUACUCAUAUAAAUAUCACAAUAAAAGAAAUGAGAAUCAUGACACGACAACGUCCUAUUGACCCUAACAUAUGUGGCAAAGAUAAAUCAAACACAGAACUGAGUGGUGACCUAAUUGCAAAAUGUGAAGACGAUUGGUUAGUUGUGGCUCAUAGAUUUGAUGGAAGCGUUGAUUUUAAUCGCAGUUGGUCUGAGUAUAAAGCUGGAUUUGGAAAUACAUCGGCAGAGUUCUUUAUAGGCCUUGAACAGUUAAAUUACAUGACGUCGCGUAAUGUAUUUCUGGUAAGAACUGAGACGACAGCAUUGAACGGUUCUAAGAGCUAUGAAGAGCACACAAGAUUUAUAAUUGAUCAGGAAGUCGAAUUCUAUCGUAUGAAUUUUGGGUAUUAUGAUUGUAGUCUUGAAUUUUCAACUCAUGACAAGAAUCAAAAAUCUUGCGCACUUGAGAAAGGACCACUCUGGUACAAUGAAGACUGCUCUUACAGUAUGUGUGCACACCAUUUAUAUUUAACACCCUAUGAAAAUAUUAAAACAUCGUUCAAAGAUAUGAAAAUGAUGAUUAAACCUGAUCGGAUCCCUUGCAUGGAAGGUAUUGAUGGUCUCAAUACAAUACAACUUGGCAAUGAAAAAUCUUUUGAGGCUCAAUGUAAUGAUAGAUGGUUAGUUGUAGCCCACAGAUUUGACGGAAGCGUGGACUUUAAUCGUUCGAUGGAUGAGUAUAAAUCUGGUUUCGGAAAUCCUCAAGGGGAAUAUUUUAUUGGUCUCGAUAACUUGUUUGAAUUGUUGGAACACGAAAUUCAUAGAUACGUUUUAAGACUAAAAUUUACAACAUGGGCUGGCGAUACCGAGUUUGAUGAGUUUCACGGUUUCUACGCAACUGAAAAUUACCUACGAGUUGACGAUUAUCGAGGCACUGGGUUAUUUGAUAGGGAAGUGAGAUUCCGUUAUGGUCGGCCAUAUUUAGACUACGCAACUUAUUCUGAUUAUUAUGAUAAUCUGGUGAGCAGCAAGAAGUACACUUUUGAAACCUGGGAUAAGACAGAUACGGAAUGUCCUCAACUCCGAAGGGGAGCGUGGUGGUACAAAUCACCUGGCUGUGGACGUGUCAACCCAUUUGGGCAUUAUAUGAAUGGGGCCAAGUGCGAUGUAAAAUAUGGUUGCAUGGGCUGGAUGGGUUGGCCUAGAGAGCUCUUCAAUGCGUCUGAGCGACAGGAAAACAAAGAACUCGACAAUGGCUGGUACUCCUUCAAAGAGAUGAAGUUUCUCAUACGCCUUAGAAAGUCUUAA
This is a messenger RNA of Owenia fusiformis, 1757 nucleotides long. Lineage: Eukaryota; Metazoa; Annelida; Polychaeta; Sabellida; Oweniidae. The record is from the annotation of a GenBank genome assembly.